AUAGUUAUUAACGUUAACUUUAUUUCAUAAAAACGUAACCUGUUUUCUGAUUUGGCACCCUUCCUGAAAGACGUAGUUCUACGUCAAAAAAAUUUCGUUAUUUUUUUUUAGACUAAUACUUCUCAUUUUCUAGAAAGCCAUCUGGAAUCAAAACAGUGUUCAUUUCGCCUGAAAAUCAAUUAUUAUCUUUCACGCUCCCUUAAACUCGUAAACGAAGCUCAAUUCGCGUUGACGGCAUUAAGUUUCAUUUACGAAUUUAGGAGAGCGUCGAAGAUAAUGAUUGAUUUUCAGGAUAAAGUGCGCUACACAUACAACGUCCCGUCACAGUAAAGUCAACGUAAAGGAAUGAAAUGUCAAAUAUUCUCCCAUGGAAAUCGUAUGGUAGCAUUCACAUACACCAUCACCGGCAACUUUGACGUCGGCAAAAUAAGUCCUAGAGAAUAGUUGACGGGACGGUGACGGUGAUGCUGGGCCUGAUGACGAACGUCACUUCACGGUGAAAACGAAAUGAAUUGUUUGCAAUUUGUAUGCAUUUCAUUCCGUUUUCACCGUGAAGUGAUGUUCGUGAUCAGGCCCGCUGUAUGUGUAGCGCACUUAAAACUGCAGCGGCUGUAUGUUUUUUUUCUCUGGGUUUGAAUCGAUUAAUCGACGUAAAUUAUUUGUUCGCUUCGAUUAUUGGUUGUGCAGUAUUCGUUCGAAUAAUAAUCGAUUUCUGUAGGAAGUAUUCGAUUGAUCGAUGAAUCGAACGAUUAUCGGGGAUCACUAUCCAAGAGGGCGUGGAAGAGAAAGUAUGAAAAAGGAGAAUGAAUCACGAGCAGGCGCAACCCUGUUCAAUCCUGUCGUACUAGCAUCGUGUUGUGCAGCGGGUCAUGGUGUGUUUUAGCCUCUGAAAUUUCUCUGCUGGUUCUGCUGUGUGCCGCUGAGCAUUGGUGAAAGUUUGACAUUCUGAGGUGUUUACGGCGAAUCUGCACCGUGGUCCUUCGACGAAAUAGAGGAAGCUGCGAUCUAUGUAUGUGGUCGUGAGACGUGUGGAGACACGAAUUGUUUAUUAACGAAAUGCGAUAAGUUUCCUUGAAGCUCAACUCUGAUCGUAAUACAUUUUAGCAAAAAUCUCUAUACACAUGUGCAAUUAAAGUAUACAUUUGAAAACAUUGAGAGCAUAUCAACUAAAUGCUGAGUCGGUGCGCUUAAUAUGUAAAAAAAAAUCUCUGAGUGUAUGAAUAGACUGCGAACGCACUCCGCUACAUUAAAAUGUUCCUCGGCUCUUGGAUGAGUGUUUACGGACAACAAGAUCAAUGGCGCUGACACGUCCAGGACGUUUCAUCACCGUGUAAUCAGUGUACAUUAAGCAUUUUCCUGUGUCACAUUCUCUUCAAUGAGCAUUAAUUUAUGUGUAAAUUAUUUUCCGUUUUCGACUCGGCGUAGAGGGCAGCCAUCGGCAAACAAAAUUUUAGCUAAAACCAAAUAGAAAAAGUGCAAACAUGACUGAAUACGUUAAACAGUUUUUGAUGCUUUUCAUGAAUGAAAAGUGUUACGAUAACUACUUUGUAGAUUUCGACUUUCUCGACGUGGACUGUUUCAAGGCACUUCUCAGCAAAGGAUUGGGCAUAGCCAUCAUUGCAGGAUCAGUAUUAGUGAAAGUUCCUCAGAUUAGUAAGAUUUUGGCUAACAAAUCGGCACAAGGCAUCAAUUUGUUCAGCGUCUGUCUGGACUUAUUCGCGAUUACGAUUCAUAUGUCGUACAGCUUCGUCAAUGGGUUCCCUUUCAGCGCAUGGGGAGAUACCUCAUUCCUAGCACUUCAAACAGCUUUGAUUGCGUUCUUGGUGCUCUGGUACGGAGGUGCAAAAGCUCAAGCAUUCAUUUUUUCUGUCAUCUUCACUGCCACCACUUAUGCUCUGAUGGGAGGACUUACGCCACUCAAGUAUCUUUUGAUCGCUCAAGGAUUCAAUGUUCCAAUUAUUCUGCUGGGAAAACUGUCUCAGGCUUAUACUAACUACAAGAAUGGAAGCACUGGCCAAUUGUCGGCAGUAACAUGUUUCAUGGUUCUGGCAGGAUCGCUCGCAAGAAUCUUCACUUCGAUUCAAGAAACGGGAGAUCAAAUGAUGGUAAUUACCUACGGCUGUUCGUCGUUCGCCAAUGCAGUUAUCGUGCUUCAACUGUUAUACUACUGGAAUGCGGACAAAAAGACUUCAAAUGACGGCGGAGCUUCAAAGAAAGCAUCUAAAGCGAAGGCUAAGAAAAUUAAUUAAAGAUUCUUGACUGAAGAAAACGAAAUCAUGAUUCCAAUGAUGUAGACGAAGUACAAAACUAAUUCUGUAGCUGUUUCAAUAAGAAAAAGAUUAAGGAUGAUCUCAUCGGGUUCAAUGAUGUUCAUUAUUCUUUCUCUUCAUUCGUUCUUUAGAUGUUCUAGAAAGGUUUGAAGUCAUCGCUCGCCAAUGGCGAACUUUUUGAUUAUUAGAAAAACUAAUAGGUGAAACGAAACAGUUGAUAUUGCGAGUAAAGUCAGUUUUGGUGCGUGUAGAUUUUUUUUUUCAAUAAAGAAGAUGAAUCUA
Molecule: messenger RNA, 2552 nt
Organism: Toxorhynchites rutilus septentrionalis
Lineage: Eukaryota; Metazoa; Arthropoda; Insecta; Diptera; Culicidae
Product: mannose-P-dolichol utilization defect 1 protein homolog
Exons: 2
Coding region: 1482-2249 (255 amino acids)
Biological process (GO): oligosaccharide biosynthetic process
Source: RefSeq, a predicted model, not a curated record